UUCGAUAGUUAUCUAGGAUCACAAAGCAUAUCUAUGGUUUAAAACUUUAAAAUGUUUGUAAACAAAACGAUAGAAACUUGAGUGAGUGCGUUGGUUUUAUGGUUAUGUGUUUGUAUAGUGUACUAUAGUACCAGAAUGCGAACUCUGCGACUUGUGCAUGUGGGUAGACUGCGCAUACCACCCGUGCCACAUGAAUUCGGUGUACUAACAUUCGGAACCUGCCUAAGAGAUUUGGUGAUUCGAUGUUCGUCUGCAAGUACCAAAAGACUUUAUCACUUUACACAUUCGCAACAUAACUUAAAUUAUGAAAAAAUCAUCAGAAACGAUAAUAGAGAGAAUUUUGUUUUAGGCGAAAUUAGGUCUAAAAUUAUAUACAAUUCUGUUCUGCACCGAUUAGAAUGGGAAAAUAGAUUGGCAGGCUUCAAGAAGAAAAGAAAAACGUUGAACCGCGGUGAGUCAUAUCACUGCAGCCCUGUCGCAUUAAAGUACGUAGAAGACAUUGCAGAUAGCGAGACGGAAGAACAGCCAGAAGCGGUGUUCAAAGAUGAAAAAGUGGACUUUCCGUACAGGACUUACAGUGAAUUUGGCAGUAGUAGUCUACAUUAUUCUCGGAAUAAUUCUGGUGAAAAUGGUACUGGAAAAAUAAUGGUGUCUGAGUUUACUACAGAACCUGUUCCAAAAGAACAGACCAGUGAGCAUUAUAUAAAAAGCUGGAUGAAUGAUUAUGAGUGUUAUGAUGGUGAUAUAGAACCACCCUGGGAACUUAACUAUGGUACACCUGACACAAAUAUUCCUGUGAGUAAUACCCCAUGUGGGGGAUGUGGUGCUUUAUUACACUGUCGGGACACUGCAAUACCUGGCUAUCUACCAAGUGAGAUAUUUCUUCGUCUGAAUGAAAGUAACAUUAGUGGGACCCUGUGCCAACGAUGUCAUUUCAUUAGGUAUUACAACACUGUUCUUAGUGUCACAGUACCUGCCACUGAGUAUCCGAAACUUUUAUCCGAAAUCAGGAACAAACUUGCACUUGUUGUUUUGAUGGUAGAUCUCACUGAUUUUCCGUGUAGCAUUUGGCCACAAAUACUUGAUAUAAUUGGCAGAAAACGACCAGUGGUGGUUGUUGGGAAUAAGAUUGAUUUACUGCCACAGGACUGCGGUGGUUUUCUUGAUCAUGUCAAGAAAUGUAUCAUUAAAAGUCUUGAUCAGACUGGCUUGUCUGCUGCAAACAUAAAACAUGUAGAGCUGAUAAGUGCUCGCACUGGAUAUGGGAUUGAGGAACUUAUUACAAGGUUACAAAAUAUGUGGCACUACAAAGGUGAUGUAUAUCUGGUAGGUUGUACCAAUGUUGGAAAGUCUAGCCUGUUUAAUGCUCUUCUGCAAUCCGAUUUCUGCAAAGUAAAGGCAGUGGACCUUAUUGAGAGAGCUACUACAUCCCCUUGGCCUGGAACAACAAUGAAUUUGCUCAAGUUUCCUAUACUUCGCCCGUCUGGGUGGAGGCUAUAUAUGCGCACUAAGCGUCUUUUGGCUGAGAGAAUACGCAAACAAGCAGAAGAUAAACUCCGACAUUUUCAGUUGAAACGUAUGAAUGAUGUUCAGUACGCCACACUUGUGGGUCACAUUGGAAGGACAUUUCAAAAUGAAGAACAACCUGAAGUGAACGAUCCAUUUUCUGUUAGUAAAUCACUCACUAUCCAACAGUCAGGUAUAAAUCCAGAAGAUCCUGAAUUUAGUGAAAGCAGAUGGUGUUUUGAUACGCCAGGAACAGUUCAACCCGACCAGAUCCUGAAUUUGCUUACUACAGAAGAACUUAUUUUGACAUUGCCAAAGAAGAUGUUGAUCCCUCGCUCAUUUUGCUUAAAACCCCAAAGAACUUUGUUUAUUGCUGGUCUAGGAAGACUAGACUAUGUUGAUGGAAACGAAUCUGUUAGGUUCACAGUAUUUGCAUCAGAUUGUCUGCCUGUCACUAUAUGCCAAACGGACAUUGCAGACACUGUAUAUUCAUCGCUGCUGGGCUCUUCACUGUUUGUUGUACCAUGUGGUGGAGACAAAAGAUUAUCACAAUGGCCACAACUUGCAACUACUCCAAAGAGCAUUUCUGUUGUGGGUAUCAGUUCACAAGAAAGCUGCGCUGAUAUUGUGUUGUCAUCUGCUGGAUGGAUUGCUGUCACUCCUCCUAAGGAUCAUGUAUGCAAAUUGCAAGCAUGGACUCCAGAUGCAAGAGGAAUAUAUGUGCGUCAGCCUGCCUUACUGCGGUAUUCUGUUAACCUGCGUGGUGCCAGAAUACGUAAAACUCCAGCAUACAGAAUGGGGCGUGCUGUUUAUGUCAAAAAUUAAUUUUGACAUGAUGCGAGUUGCUCAGUUGUCUUGUUUGAACCAACUAAAGAAAUGAUUCGGAAUGAUCAAAACAUGUUUGCCUUACAUCGUAUGGCUUAAGGCAGCACAGCAUACAGAGUGAAGCAGUUUCUGCAUGUGCUUUUUGCAGCACAAAGGAACUGUGACAUCAACAGUGCUUCAUAUUGUAUGAAGUAGUGUGUGUUUGUGUAUAUUACAUACAGUAAACUCUUGAACAUAUUUUUUAUAAUAAAAGCAUACAUUUCACAUGAAAAGAAAUGUUGAAAAU
Molecule: messenger RNA, 2617 nt
Organism: Schistocerca nitens (vagrant locust)
Lineage: Eukaryota; Metazoa; Arthropoda; Insecta; Orthoptera; Acrididae
Product: nitric oxide-associated protein 1
Exons: 3
Coding region: 136-2331 (731 amino acids)
Molecular function (GO): GTP binding
Source: RefSeq, a predicted model, not a curated record